This is a messenger RNA of Schistocerca cancellata (South American locust), 2020 nucleotides long. It is a transcript of the gene Not11, whose product is annotated as CCR4-NOT transcription complex subunit 11. Bases 213 to 1601 code for a protein of 462 amino acids. The record is from RefSeq and is a predicted model, not a curated record. Gene Ontology annotation, biological process: mRNA catabolic process; negative regulation of translation. Gene Ontology annotation, cellular component: CCR4-NOT complex. Lineage: Eukaryota; Metazoa; Arthropoda; Insecta; Orthoptera; Acrididae. The transcript has 10 exons.
GUUCUUGCGGCGGAAUCAUAUCUUUGGUUUUGUAUACAUAAAAAAGAUGCGUCUGCUGAGUUUACCUAGAUGUUUUAUGUAAAUGGCGUGUUUUGUGUAGUGUGGCGGGAGAGUGUCAUAUUGUACUAAUGAACUUAGUACAUCUACAUACAUCAGCAUCACAUUCGGCCCCCAGUUUCUAAGAACACCAGAUUUAUUGAAAAGAGAAAAAAAUGUCUCUGUCAGUUAAAGAAUUGUCAUCUUUACUAAGCAUUCUUAGCGAGGAUAAUGUUGAUAACCAGACACUGGAAACACUAUCUGCCCAAAUGCAUCAGUGCUUUUCUAAACAGGACUUCUACAAGGUGGGAUGUGCAAUUAUAUUGCUACUGCAGCAAGCAGAUCUUUUACCCAAACCGACGCAGCGAAUGGCUGCUAUUUGUCUUCUACAUGAACUGUAUAGAGGAGAAGGGAUGUCAACAAAUCCUUUUGCUGCAGUGUUUGUGCACUUGUUGCAUCCCCCAGAUGAAGUCAGCAAACUUACAACGAGGAAGCUUGAAUAUGCUGGACAGUUACCACGACUUCUACAAGUAGAGAAGAACUUCUUGAUGCAUCUGAUCACGAAUCCCACAAAAGAGAUAUUGAAAAAGACUCCAAACCAAAUAUUAAACAGUGAUCUGGCAAAUACACAUCCUAAUGUAGAUAUCACUGGCAUUCAGCUGGCACUUGCUGAGCGGCAGUCUGAGUUGCCUCUUACUUGUAGAAGUGGGAUUCCUGUAAUUCUCCCUGAUGGUGAUAAUAGGUCAGAGCCAAGAAUGGGCCUGAUGAGUAUGUAUUCUGAGCAGAACAUUGCAAAAAAGACCGCUGAAGCUCUCUUGACAGGCAACAAUCCAGUUGUUGAUCAGUACUACAAGCCAGAAUUUCUUCGUUUAGCACCACCAUUGCAUAGUUGUGAAGAUGAGCUGGUGUGGCUAAAUGUUACUGGUGUUUCGGAGCUUAAAGCAGCAUAUGAUGUCACAAUGUGUGUGUCAAACAGUGAAGGAGUAGAGGCAAAGCGUCUGAUGGCAAAAGCAUUCAAGGGCGCUUUAACGUUACAACAGCAGCAACAUUUACUGACUGAACUAGAUAAUGAUCCAAAACUUGUAUACCAUAUAGGACUUACACCAAGUAAGCUUCCAGAUCUGGUCGAAAGUAAUCCAUUAAUAGCUAUAGAAGUUCUACUAAAGCUGAUGCAGUCAAGCCAAAUCACAGAAUAUUUCAGUGUCCUUGUUAAUAUGGAAAUGUCAUUGCAUUCGAUGGAGGUUGUGAAUAGGUUGACAACCACUGUUGAUCUUCCAACAGAAUUUGUACAUCUGUACAUCUCAAACUGCAUAUCAACAUGUGAAACCAUUAAAGAUCGUUACAUGCAAAAUCGUCUGGUCCGCCUUGUUUGUGUAUUUUUACAGUCACUAAUAAGGAAUAAAAUCAUUAAUGUGCAGGAAUUGUUUAUUGAAGUACAGGCCUUCUGUAUUGAAUUUAGCCGCAUCAGAGAAGCUGCUGCACUGUUUCGUCUCUUGAAACAGUUAGAAUCUGGAGAAGCUGGUGUUGUCACACCUGGACCUACCAAGAAUAAGACUGAACCUUAAAAAGUUGUAGUUCCCCUAGUGUAUAUGUAUUCAUAUAAAGUACUUUAUGUGUGCUGUGUCGUGUUAAGAAGAUGUGUUCAGAAUUCUUUUUUCUGCAUCUCCUACAACACUGUCAUUUUACAGACUGUGUUUGUGCAUUUUUUACAAAAUAUAAAAGCUAAUAAAUUGAUAUACACCUUUCUGUGUAUAGAGAUUUUAUUCUUGAUGAUUGCAGCUUUAGCUUGCUACCUUAUAACUGUGCAACAUGUUUGGGCUUAUAAUUGUAGUGAAGGUAGUCAGAAUCCAACUUUAUAGAUAUCUUACACAUGUCCCUCUAUUACACCAUCAUUUAUAUUCUGCAAAUCACUGUUUCUCUGUACCUGUCACUUCAAUAGUGAAUGCUACUGUUAGAAGAGGUACUAUAGUGAAGCCUUCUGUAG